GUUGAAUUGGAAAAAGUACGUCUACUUUGUGAAAGGAUUAUAAAGAGAGAAAAGUUAAAGAAAGACUUGGUUCUUUGUUCACAUGAUAUACUUGCUUCGAAAAGGGAUUCUACUACAUACUCGGCACUUGCAACCAAUUCCUUCUUGCAUCCUGGUGCCAGUUCAGAAUCAGCUACUACAUCUAUAAAUAAUAGGUCACACAGUGGAAUGGUACUGAGAUCAGAUGAAGUUACAGUGGACAGUACCUUUUCUAAUAAACGUAAAAUUAGAUUUUCUUUGAGUAAUAAGGAUGUGGACAGACAUACUGAUGAUAGUUCCACGUCACAAUCAUCAAUCAAACGAAAAUUAGCAGAGCGGGAUUCUCUUGCUGGUAAACAACUUCCACGGAGAUCAGCAUCAAUGGCUUUCCGGAUAUCUGUAGAUGAUGGAAACAGGAAAAUUAAGGAAAAAAAGGAGGCCAUUCAGGAUCUUGCGUUAUCGUCAGAUCAAACAUCAAUGCAAAAUCAACGGCCUUCCAAGGGGUAUUUUUAUGUCCCUGUUGGUUCUCUUUCCAAAGAAAGGGCACUGAAGAAGGAAAUGGAAACACAAGAGCCCAGCGAACCUGGGAGAUAA
Messenger RNA from Zingiber officinale, 612 nucleotides. RefSeq lists its product as uncharacterized. NCBI's taxonomy places the organism in Eukaryota, Viridiplantae, Streptophyta, Magnoliopsida, Zingiberales, Zingiberaceae. The record is from RefSeq and is a predicted model, not a curated record. The coding region runs from base 208 to 612 and encodes 134 amino acids. The transcript has 3 exons.